Messenger RNA from Fonsecaea monophora, 2532 nucleotides. RefSeq lists its product as hypothetical. Gene Ontology annotation, molecular function: zinc ion binding. The transcript has a single exon. The record is from RefSeq and is a predicted model, not a curated record. Lineage: Eukaryota; Fungi; Ascomycota; Eurotiomycetes; Chaetothyriales; Herpotrichiellaceae. Bases 1 to 2532 code for a protein of 843 amino acids.
AUGAUUCCACAGACUCCUUCGCUGACUGUCCCUCCAGAUAGUUCUGCGCAGCAGCUGUUGCAGCUCGGGAAGCCCUUCGUCGAGUUUCCCCGUUUCAGCAUCCUCUCUCUACAGGCAGAGAAAGACCAGAACGGCAACCCUCUUCCCUUCUCUGAGUGGCUUACCAGACGCCUCCAACUAGGACAGCCUUUUGUCAUUGCCGAAUUUGACAAACUCGACACUUGGCCAGGCUCGGAUCCUCAGAAUGGCGACCAGCCGAGUUUCAGCAUCGAAAGGCUGAUCGAACUGAGCACCAAGAAAAACAUUCCCAUCCGAAAUUGCAGUACUGGUCGGGACCUGUCGUUCACGCUCAAGAAGUUUGCCGACAGCGCCAGGCAGUCAUUUCCCGAAUUCCAGAACCUCUACGCCAGAGACUUACAAUGUCCGCAUGAAUGGCUCGAACAAUGUCGUCGGAUCUUGCCCACAGAGGUUCAAUGGGGCGGGCGGUUGGACCUCUUCCAGUGGCUGCCACAGUGUGCGAGGAGUGAAGUCAUGAUGGCCUACGUUGGAAGCGAAGGGAGCAGCUCAGGGUUCCAUCGAUGCUUCUCGAGCACGGUCGCCUUGAACUUACUUGUCGAGUCGGACGACCGUCCUGUGGUGUGCAUUGGCACUGACUUUGACUCGCAGAAGAAAUAUGACGCCUUCAUAUCUUCUCGUGGCGCGUCGCCCCAUUUAGACUGGCUAAACCUGGGGUCGGAGGAGCUCUUGAAAGCCGACUUCCCCCUGUAUGCCUACGAUCAACGAGUCGGCGACCUUGUCGUCUUCCCUCCUGCCACGGCCCACCAGAUCUGGAAUCCUGCCACGCUUUCGGCCAAGCUUGUCUGGAACAUCCUACAUCCGCUAUCACUUGAGGUGGGAUUUGAAUACGUCCAAGCACCUUUCAACCGCCUCUGCCAUCCUGAUGUGGCUCGAACCAGCCUCUCCCUGGCAUGUGCUAUGCUAUCUCUGGUCCAGGACAACCAGACAGUGAGGAGCUCUCCACUUCCGCUUCCGCCAGAUCUACCUCUCCUCUCUCGCUUGUUUCGUCAAAUGGUCCAUGACGAAUCCAUAAUCGACUCUGAUCCUGUCACACCAGUGACUUUGGUGCCCAUUCAGCAAGGGACAAUUGCGACUUGUAACUUUUGCAGCACGGCUAUCUGGAAUCGGCACGUGCGAUGUACUCAAUGUGUCGAUUUCGAUCUCUGUCUCCUUUGUUAUCUCAAUGGCCGAUCUUGCGAUCAUUCCCAAUCCUACGCAUGGGCAGAGCUGGUGUCAGCGGAACAAUGCACGAGGGUUCUCAAUCGGGCUCGGGAGAUUCUAGGAUUCCAGCCAGAAGAGCCGCGCACACUCGACAAGCGCAAGACCUUGGGGACGGCGGUCAAUGAUCUGAUGCGCGCCAAAACCUCAACCACCAGUAGACUGUGCCAUCUCUGCCGGAUCGAUCACCAAGAAUGGAAAGGGCGGCGUUGCGACAAGUGUACUGCCUUUUUCUGUUAUCGAGGCUUGUUCCGACAUUUUGAUGAGUAUCCCUCGGAAGUUUUGCGGCACAAGGAGCUGUGGACUUGUCCCAAGUGCACAGAAACUUGCAACUGUCGAUGUUGCCAUUUUGUGACAGCGUACGUCAAAAGCGAAAAGCCUGCGAGUAAGCGAAGAGUGAAAGCUGCCGACCCUCGUGGGAAGGUCAUGGGCUUCGCAGACAAUGUAUUUGAUCAAAAGCGUGGAGGGCGGCGAGAAUCCAGCCACAGUGGCUUUGGGGCCGGAAAUUUGCCCAGCGUCGCCCAGAUCACAGGCAAGAAGCGGGCAAUAUCUACUUCGGCAGAUCCUGGACCAGCGACCCCGCUGAGAAAGAUGGAGUUACCAACACCCGAACCUGACUUCUCCGGUAGCAGGCUGGCGUUUUCGAGAGAAGGCUCCGAGUUUUUGACGGAUGGGCCUUUCGGAGGCGUCAACGGGACGCGGCCCGCACUACUACCGAGUAUGAAGACAUUCCCCGACAUGGUCAGUCCCACCGAUGAGAGGCAUUCCCGAGUGAGUAGCUCGCCUGGCAUUGCAUCUCUUGCCUCGGCAGCGAUCGGCUCGAGUCGUAUAACAUCUAACAUGCAGAACAAUACUCUUCCACCGAUGCUUGGACAUCCUCCUGCUACCAACGGCAUGUACCUCCCACAGCACACUUCCAACGGCAGUUUUGGCACUCCGUCGUCUUCCGCCCCAACUGCAUCUCCUACGAAGACUGUUACAUGCUCGGACGAGACUGAAGCUCAAGCUGCUGCGCUGGACGCGUCCAUAGCAGAAUUGGAAGCGCAGCUGGUCAAACUCAAAAAGUAUGAAGGAGAGUUCAUCGCUUUGAAUCUUGACGAUAGUCGGAAGAUGCUAGCAAGCCAAAUGGCGGAGAUAGAGGGCCAGAUCAAGGGAAAGAAGUGGGAGAAGGGCCUCCUUCUUAGUGAGAGGUUGAAGAAGGAAGGAUUUGGUGGGCUGGCGGCUGUGGUGCGCAGAGAAGUUGGGAUCGGGUCUUGA